CGAACCUUCUCUACGAUACCUUCCGGAUAUUCCUAAUAGUUGUUAGAGAGUUUAUGGUUUUCGAGAUGAAUCAUAUUGUGGAAGCCUUCAUUAUACUUCCUGGAGGGAUUGACACUAUCGAAGGUUUGUUCACCUUAAUCUCAUGGGCAUCUGAAGGGUUGCACAACAGACCUAUUGGUCUCUUAAACAUUGACGGUUAUUUCAAUAACCUAAUCAAGUUUCUAGAUGAUGCGGUGAGGCAGAACUUCAUGGCUUUGAAUCAGAGGAAACUGUUCAUUUCUUCUUUCUUUGUUGAUGAGCUUUUGGACAAGCUAGAGUUUGCUAAGGCUUUCCCAGGUCCUGGUGCUAGUUAUGAAGAGUUUGCAAAUCCUGGAAGAGAUGUCGCGGAGGAUGCGGAUGCAGGACUUUGAAAAUACUGACUCAAUGAUCCGAAAAUCGUUUUGCUCUGAUACCAAAAUGUAACACCCCAAUCCGUAUAACCCGGAAUUACACAAAUUAAGGUGAAACGAGAGUUAAAUAAAAAUUUCGCUUGACAUUCGAAAAUGACAAUUACUUAUAAAUAUUAAAUUUACACACUCUGGAUCGCGACCCAUUUAAAAAAUCUUUUCAGAGUAAUGCGAAAGUACAAUAAUAAUCAAAUCAUGACACAUUUAAAAAUCUGAUGAUCAACAUUUGCCUGCCAUCCUUGCAUCUCCUCUGACUCAAUGCCCUCCGGAAGUGGUUCCAACAUUGUCUUCUUGUUACCUACGUGUAGUCAACGAUAG
Molecule: messenger RNA, 764 nt
Organism: Cuscuta campestris
Lineage: Eukaryota; Viridiplantae; Streptophyta; Magnoliopsida; Solanales; Convolvulaceae
Source: the annotation of a GenBank genome assembly